Molecule: messenger RNA, 1083 nt
Organism: Aspergillus heteromorphus CBS 117.55
Lineage: Eukaryota; Fungi; Ascomycota; Eurotiomycetes; Eurotiales; Aspergillaceae
Product: isocitrate lyase/PEP mutase family protein
Exons: 1
Coding region: 95-1027 (310 amino acids)
Molecular function (GO): catalytic activity
Source: RefSeq, a predicted model, not a curated record
CAGCCGCCAUUGGAGACACCUUCGCCCUUAAAUAUAUCUUCCAAGGAACAGAAUCACUCACUCACCACACCUCUACCCUCGCCAACCCCCCAAAAUGGACCCCGUCCCCCUCUCCGCCGCCGCCCGCCUGCGGUCCCACCUCUCCGACCCCACCCAAACACUGAUCUGUCCGGGUGUCUACGAUGGCCUCACCGCGCGCAUCGCCUUAAACGAAGGCUUCACGCACCUCUACAUGACUGGCGCGGGCACAGCCGCGACUCGCCUCGGCGCACCCGAUCUCGGUCUAACGACCCUGAACGACAUGGUCGAGAACGCACGCAUGAUCGCCUCGCUGGACCGCACGGUCCCCGUCAUCGCCGACGCGGAUACAGGGUACGGUGGCCCGCUGAUGGUCGCGCGGACCGUACAGGCGUACAUGACCGCCGGGGUGGCGGGGAUGCAUCUCGAAGACCAGGUUGUUACGAAGCGGUGUGGACAUCUCUCUGGGAAGGAGCUGGUUAGUGAGGAGGAGUAUCUCGCCCGUAUCCGGGCGGCGGUUAUGGCGAGAGAGGAGCAGAGAGAAGUGUGGCCGGGGUCGGAUAUCGUGCUUAUUGCGAGGACGGAUUCGUUGCAGAGUCUCGGGUAUGAGGCUGCUGUUGGGAGACUGAAGAAAGCUGUGGAGGUUGGUGCGGACGUGGCGUUUUUGGAGGGCAUGACCAGUCUCGAGCAGUGUGGGAGAGUUUGUCGGGAUUUGGCACCCACCCCGGUGUUGUUGAAUAUGGUUGCCGGUGGGAUCACCCCGGAUUUGAGUGCGGAUGAGGCGAGGGAGUUGGGAUUUCGCAUUGUGAUUUUUCCGGGGGUGUGUUUGGGGCCGAUUGUGGAGGAGGCGAGUAGGGCGUUGAGGAGGUUGAGAGUGGAGAGGAGGAAUGAGGUUAGUGAGUUUCAGAAGAGGAUGGGGGUCAAGGGGUUCUAUGAUGUUGUGAGGUUGGGGGACUCAUUGGCGUUUGAUAAGAGGGCUGGAGGGAGUGCGUUUGAGAAUGGGGUGUAAGGGAUUAUGUGGGUUUAUUGUGACUAGAGUGUCAUCUUUAAGGCAUGGAGUCUACA